AUGGCUCCUGAGCUGAGAAAACGCAAGGCGCCGGCUCCUGCUCCAGUGGCAGAGCCAAAGGCGAAGAGAGGAACCAAGGCCGGCGCCAAAGCUGAGCCCAAGAAGGCCGCGCCCAAGGAGAAGAAGGCCGCCGCCGCCGCCGCCGCCGCUGCUGCUGCUCCUGCUGAGUCUGAGAAGGCCGACAAGAAGGAAGAGAAGAAGGAAGAGGAAACCGAGGAGAAGAAGGAGGAGGAGGAGGAAAAGAAAGAGGACAAAGGUGAAGAAGCUGAGGAGAAAGCUGCCAGCCGUGUCCCUGAAGAAGGCGACGUCCUCGACCUCAGCCAGUUCGAGGUUGAGAUCGAGCUCAAUGACGGCACAAAGACAUCCUUCAGAAAGCUGCUGGAGGAGAGCAAAGAGGGCGUCGUCGUGUUUACCUACCCCAAGGCCUCGACUCCUGGCUGCACCAGACAGGCAUGCGCCUUUAGAGACGACUACGCCAACCUGACCUCGACUGGACUCUCGAUCUUCGGACUCUCUGGCGACUCUCCCAAGGCCAACACGACGUUCCAGACCAAGCAGAAGCUGCCUUACCCGCUUCUGUGUGAUCCAUUCUUCAAGCUCAUCGGCGCUUUUGGCCUGAAGAAGACCCCCAAAGGCACCGUCCGCGGCGUGUUUGCCGUCAACAAGGAAGGAAAAGAUCUCUCUCGCUCUCUUCCUGUUCUCUGUGUGUGUUGUUCUUCUCUUUAUCUUACAAUGGAUGCUCCGUACUCUCUCGAAGAAGAUCAAGUUAGCAAAAAGGAAAAGGAAAAGGAAAAGGAAGAAGAAGAAGAAGAAGAAGAAGAAGAAGAAUCCUGGAGCCUUGAGCAGUCGUGUAUCUCUGUGGCUGGUGCAAAAAGGGCGCUCGCUUCCGCGCAUCUAUAUAAACCAGUGGUCGACCGCGAUCCUCCCAGCGCAAACCUCCAGGCUGCUCCGACAGGAAGACGGCGCCAUGAAUGUGAUAAAGCUCCAAAGUUCCAGCAGAACGAGAUCUUUACCCUCCAAGAUGCCUUCCACAAGCUAGACGUAGACGACAAGGGCUACCUCGACGAAGCUGAGACAAUCAAAGCGACCCAGGCCUCAGAGAGACUGCCGUACGAUGUCGUCCGGCAGACAUUGAAGGAGGUCGAGCUGGAUAGCUCUCGCCGGGUUGAGUUCGAGGAUUACGUUGACUUGAUAGCAAAACUGCGAAGCGGUGGCCAACCCGCCAGUGCCGCACCCCCCGUUCCCUCCAAACCCUCGUCGCAUGUCUCCGGCGGCCAUGGACAUGCCUCCAAGGGAAGCAUCAGCGGAAAGAUCCACGUUCAGGGCUCGUCUGCGAACGUCACACAUACCAUCAACGAAGAUGAGAGAACCGAGUUCACCAGACACAUCAACGCCGUGCUUGCCGGCGACCCGGAUAUCGGCCACAUGCUCCCCUUCCCAACGGACACCUUUGAGAUGUUCGAUAAGUGCAAGGAUGGUUUGGUGCUGGCAAAGCUUAUCAACGACAGUGUGCCCGAUACUAUUGACGAGCGAGUGUUGAACAGACCUGGCACACGAAUAAAGCAGCUUAAUGCGUUUCAUAUGACCGAGAACAAUAACAUCGUUAUCAACUCAGCAAAGGGCAUUGGAUGUUCGGUUGUCAAUAUUGGAAGCGGAGAUAUCAUUGAGGUCCGAGAACAUCUUAUUCUCGGUCUUAUCUGGCAGGUUAUUCGUCGUGGUUUGCUCGGCAAGAUUGAUAUAAAGCUUCACCCCGAGCUGUACAGAUUACUGGAAGAUGACGAGACAUUGGACGAGUUCCUUCGUCUGCCUCCUGAGCAGAUCUUGUUGCGCUGGUUCAACUAUCACCUGAAGAAUGCCAAAUGGCACAGAACAGUAUCAAACUUCUCUACUGAUGUUAAAGAUGGAGAGAACUAUACCAUCCUGCUGAACCAGCUGGCCCCUGAUAUCUGCUCACGGAAGCCCCUCGAGACCCGUGACCUGCUGCAGCGUGCCGAACAGGUCUUAGACAACGCUGAUUUGCUAGAAUGCCGCAAGUUCCUGACACCAUCCUCGCUUGUGGCCGGAAACCCUAAGCUUAACCUUGCCUUCGUUGCCAAUCUGUUCAAUACUCACCCCGGACUGGAGCCCAUUACAGAAGAGGACAAGCUCGAGGUGGAAGACUUUGACGCCGAAGGAGAGCGUGAAGCUCGUGUAUUUACUCUCUGGCUGAACUCUCUUGACGUCCAGCCAGCCGUCAAUUCGCUCUUCAACGACCUAAGGGAUGGAACCAUUAUCCUCCAGGCUUACGACAAGGUCAUCCCGAACAGCGUUAAUUGGCGGCACGUUAACAAGCCUCCCGCGUCGGGCGGUGAGCUGAUGCGGUUCAAAGCCGUGGAGAACACCAACUACGUAAUUGAGAUCGGGAAACAAAACCGCUUCUCCCUCGUGGGCAUUCAGGGGGCUGACAUCACGGAUGGCCAACGCACCCUCACUCUCGGCCUAGUCUGGCAGCUGAUGAGAAAGGACAUUACCAACACAUUGUCCUCCCUCGCUGAGCGACUAGGCAAGCGUGAAAUCACCGACAAUGAAAUGAUUCGAUGGGCCAACGACAUGUCUCGCAAGGGCGGAAAGAGCUCAAGCAUCCGCAGUUUCAAGGACCAGUCUAUCGCCACCGGUAUCUUCCUGCUCGAUAUCCUCAACGGAAUGAAGAGCAGCUAUGUCGACUAUGACCUUGUCACCCCCGGACGAACAGACGAGGAGUGCUAUGCUAACGCAAAGCUUGCCAUCAGUAUUGCCAGAAAGAUGGGGGCCACGAUAUGGUUGGUUCCUGAGGAUAUCUGCCAGGUCCGCUCCAGACUUGUCACCACAUUUAUCGUCAAUGUCGAACGCCAGGUGGAGCAUGAAAAGGAAGAGUGCGGAAUUGAAACCAUAUCUGGGCGUCACGAGGAAGCUGACUGUUUUUGUUUCCAAACACUGAUAUCAUAA
Molecule: messenger RNA, 2964 nt
Organism: Trichophyton benhamiae CBS 112371
Lineage: Eukaryota; Fungi; Ascomycota; Eurotiomycetes; Onygenales; Arthrodermataceae
Exons: 9
Coding region: 1-2964 (987 amino acids)
Biological process (GO): actin filament bundle assembly; actin filament network formation
Cellular component (GO): actin filament; cytoplasm; actin filament bundle
Molecular function (GO): calcium ion binding; actin filament binding; antioxidant activity
Source: RefSeq, a predicted model, not a curated record